Molecule: messenger RNA, 2254 nt
Organism: Gasterosteus aculeatus aculeatus (three-spined stickleback)
Lineage: Eukaryota; Metazoa; Chordata; Actinopteri; Perciformes; Gasterosteidae
Gene: rnft1
Product: ring finger protein, transmembrane 1
Biological process (GO): positive regulation of ERAD pathway
Cellular component (GO): endoplasmic reticulum
Molecular function (GO): ubiquitin protein ligase activity
Source: RefSeq, a predicted model, not a curated record
UACAGAAGAAGUUUGCGACGUCCGCUGUCGUAAACAACGUCAAGAUGUCUGAACCACCAGCUUAUGGCUUAGCCUAAAACGCUACAGCUUGUUUUUGUUUUUGAUUUACUUUAGCUUGUGUUUAGUUUGGCGACGUGGAGAUUGUGUUAGAUGGAGACCGAAUACUUGCCAUGAAACUCCGGAUGCAGAAUGACAGGAGUGAUACCAGCAGAGCACUGAAACUGAGGGACUCUCCUGCUGUUAUGCAGCCCGAUGCAAGUGAGCGGGGCGCUCAUACAGGAAAUGGUUUAUCCCCAACUCUGCAACCACAACUUCCCAGAACACCGACCCCUGCUGCCGCUGCUGCCAACGAGCCGGAGAGCAACGAGGUGCGGGUAACCAUGACCAGCAAGCCUGGGGAGUCCAGUGGAUGUGCAUCCUCCAGGAGGUCCAGAGUCACCUCCCACAGCCACUCCCACUCUCAGCCACACGGACACCAUCGGGGGCCGCAUCCCGGGGCUGAGCUCGACCCGCCUGACUCCGAUCUGGACUCUGGAGAACCCAGCGGCUCCUUGUCUGAGCUGCGCUGUCUCUUCCGCUGGCUUCAAAAGAGUCUUCCUUUUCUGGUCAUCGUGUGUGCUAAGCUCGUCCUCCAACACGCUCUCGGUCUGGCAGUCGGAGUUGGCCUCUUCACAACUUUUCUAUAUGUGAAUAAAAACAUUCAAACUCAGGUCUUUCUUCAGGACCGCCACUCAAAGCUGCGCUGUGCGUGGCUGCUGCUGUUCCUGGUCUCUUCCAGCCUCCUGCUUUACUACACCUUCCUCGACGAGGCCCUUCACCAUUGCCUCAUCUUCCUCAGCCCAACCAUUGAGCCGCUGGGUUUCUGGGAGGUUCUCUGGGCCGUCGGCAUCACCAACUUCAUAAUAAAGUUUAUCUCUAUGGGGAUCAAGUGCCUUAUCCUGCUGCUGCCAUCCUCACUGGUGACAUACAGGACCCAGGGGCGGUGGGUGAUGCUGAGCGAGGAGCUGGGUCAGGCCCACCAGGCCAUGGCGCCUUUCCCACUUUGGUUCCGCUACCUGGUCACAUACCAGGAGGCCGACGGCACCCCUGGACUCACACUGGGGGUCCUGCUGGCUUUGCUCUAUCUCAUACUGAAGCUGUUAGGAUUUUACGGACAGUGGACGUUGUUUCUGAAAACCAUGAGGAUACUGGUUAAGGGCGAGCAUACAGGCUCCGCAGCCACCAGGGGCCAGUGCAGCGAGGCUGGAGACGUCUGUCCCAUCUGUCAGGGGGAGUACAAAGAGCCUCGGGCCCUGCUCUGCCAGCACAUAUUCUGUGACGAAUGCAUCGCUCUGUGGUUCAACCGGGAGAAGAGCUGCCCUCUCUGCCGCACCGUGAUCACAGAGAAGGUUUACAAAUGGAGGGACGGAGCCACAUCUCCACAUCUGCAGAUUUAUUGAUUGAUACAGGGCUUUUGGGUGCAGGGCAUAUGAGCUGGUAAUUAAUGUGAUUCCAUGUGGCCGUCAAGAACCACUGAGUAAUGUGCUGCAUUUCAUUGAUCAUCUGUGGACGGUGCCCUGCAGGAAGGACACACACAUUGCAGUGGUGUUUCUUUACUACCAGCACAUCCAGACAUUACUUUCCACACAUUUUUGGAUUACUCUCCCCCCCCUUUACUUGACUUUAUUCAUCUUUUUAAUCUUGAUUUAACGUUGACUAAAUGAGGAACAAAUUGUUCUACUUCCAGUUCCCUCUACUUGUAAAUAUGGGAACAUCAAAUUAAAUUUACACUGGGAGAUAAAUAUAUAUAUAUAUAAAAAUUAAAAGGUAUUUUAAACUGAUUUUUCCCAUCACAUUUGACAAAACGUGCAACACAAACCCUUUUAUCCAGUGUUUCUUUGUAAUAAACUGUUCAUGAGUGCUUUCUCAAUUCUGCAUAUGUGAACAGUAAAAGCUUCUAGGAAGCCCACUAAACAGUAAUACAUGUUAUUCAAUAGUCCAGUAGUGACCAGAGCGUUGCCAUGGCAGACUAACGAAUAACUUGGGAUGGACAGUUUGUUAUGCGUUUGGUUACUAUUUCUUUGCAUUUUCUGAUAAAAAGGAUGCAACUGAGCGUGUGAGUAAUUCACGCAAAUUAUUUUUCUAUAGAGGCGUCAGACUUGUUUUUGUAAAAACCAAAAACUGGGGAAAAACUUCUAUUUUUAUUAUGUACAAAAUCCUUUUACGGUUCCUUUUAUCCAUUUAAAUGCAUCUGAAUAAAGAUCUAUCUUUUGAA